AUGGCCACCCAGUCUCCUCAUCUGACCGACAUCCCCCAGGCUAUCCGCAUUGCCGCCAGCACAGAUGCAGUCGACCCCGCACUCAAGCAGCAGGCCCUAGACUACCUCACCAAGGUCAAGGAGCUCUGCGAGGAGACCUGGCAGGUGAGUGGCGAACCUUGUGAUACUGGCACCGGAGGCGACUCUCGACCUGGACGCGCACGCACUUUUGGAAGUGGUGACCCGCAGUGUCACUUGGAGAUCGGCACGCCUCGUCUGGCACACCUUAUUGGCGUUGGAUUCGAAGCUGACAUGGCAGGACUGUCUUUCUCUCUACCUCCAAGGAGCAGGCCUGAUGUCAUGUCCUCGGACCAGCAGCAGGCCAUGUACAAGGCCAUUGUUGAGUUCGUGCAGACGGAAUACGUGAACGGAACGUCAGAAUCCGGACAGUCGUUCCUUCGCAACAAGCUCAGCUUCACGAUCGCCCACCUCUUCCUCAACGUCUACCCGAACGUCAUCCCCACCUUCCUCCACCCUUUCCUCGCCCUGCUCGCGCCGUCAGAUAGCGGCAACCCGCAGGUUUCCCUCCUUGUUACCCACUUGCUCCGCGAGAUUGCUCAGGAGAUCCACGACAAUGUCAUCCGAUCGGCCCGCGCCUUCAGCAAGGAGCGCCAGCACCGCGACGGCGUCAUCCGUGACGUUAUCAGGUCGAGUGGCGACGAGCGUCUUGCUGUGGAGGGCAUGCUGAAGCUCGCUGGCAAGGGUCUCGAGCUGAGCAAGUCUGACCCCAAGUGGCUUGAGGCCACGCAGAUGGCGCUGAAGACCUUGGCGUCUUGGGCUCCCUGGGUGGACAUCUCCGUCUCCCUCACUCCGGAUACCCUGCAGUUCUACCAGAGUCUCAUUCAGGCUGGAGAAACGUCCCUGCGCACGGGUGCCGCGGCCAUCGUCCGUGCACUGGUCGCUAAGGGUAUUCGGGAUCCUUCCGAGAAGCUGCAGAUGCUCAAGGUCUUUGACCUCGUCAACUUCCUGACGCCAGUGGAGGCGGCCACGCGACAGUCAGCCAAGGAUGGUCCAGAAAUGGUCACCUUCCGUGCGACGCUCGCGGGCAUCGUCCAGGCCUACGGCACGGAGCUCAUCAAGAUCGCCGAGAUGCCUGAGGCACCGGAAGCGGUCCGGGAAGAGGCUGACAACCAACUGAACAACUCGAUCCAGCUCGUUCUUUGCUUCCUCAGUGAUAGAAACCCUGAGGUGCCGACGGCGAUUUCAGCUUUCGUGUCCGACCUCCUGCGCACCUACAAGCGGUACAUUAAGCCGGCGCAACCUCAGCAGCAGCAGACGAACGGACGUCCCGGCUCGUCGCAGCCCGCUCCGGCACCGGUCCCGCUGCCCCCAGGAAAGCGUCAGUUUUUGCUGUCUGUCCUGGAAGUUGUGGUGAAGCAGCUCGAGUGGCCGGAAGAUGUCGACUGGGAGAUUGUCCAGGACGAACAGGAUGCGGACGAGGCGGUCCUGGCCUUCUACGCCAUGCGCCAGAGCUUCCGAUCUGUUGUCGAUAACAUCGCCGCUAUCGAUAAGACUCUCCACACAGAGGUUGUCGCGAGCAUCGUUGUCAACACUCUUGAGCGCCUCAGGUCACAGGGCCCCUCGGCUGUCCCCUGGCAGCAGAUUGAGCUGGCGGCGUACCUGGUUUACACAUUCGGUGAGAUCUCGAAGAGCAACUCGCGCGCGGCGUUCUUCGAGCUCCCUCCGGAGCUUGUUUCCAAGCAGGCUGUCAAGAUGACGCGUACGACGGGCAAGAUCGGUGAGGACUCUGGACGGUCGACACCAAACGGGUCCGAGAACCCAGAGGUUGCGCUUGACACGAGCUCCAAGAUCGACUACGAGCAGUACCCUCUGACGCCACUCGGCCAGCUCCUCAGUCUGUGCGUUUCCUCCAACCUCGCCUCGUUCCCGCACCCAUCCGUGCCUCUCCAGUACUUCGAGAUCGCCGUGCGCUACGUUGACUUCUGGAAGGUCAAGCAGGGCGCGAUUCAGCCCAUCUUCGAGGCUCUCCUCGACUCUCGCGGUAUUCACCACGAGGAUGAGGCUGUUCGCCGUCGUGCCUUCUACCUCCUCGGACGCUUCAUCAAGGAGUGCCGCUUCGAGAUGGCUCCUGGCAUGAUCCCCAUCAUCCUUGAGAGCCUGAAGGACAUGCUGCAGAUCCGUCCCAAGUUCUCGACCGCCGACGCCAGCGAGGACCCGCUCAUGAAGGCUGCCACCGGCAAGAGCUACUUCGCGGACCAGCUACACCUCUUCGAGGCUGCGGGUGUGCUUGUGUACCUCACCAAGAACGACCCGUCCUCCCAGAUGAACCUUCUCGCGGCGAUCGCCGGACCUCUCAUGGCCGGCAUCGGCGCUGGAGUGGAGCAGUACCGCAGCAACCCUAGCGACCAGAUGGCGAUCCUCCACGUUCACCACCACCUCCUCGCCCUCGGCCACUUCGCCAAGGGCUUCCCCUCCGUCUCCGACGACCAGGUCGAGGCUCAGCCAUACCAGCAGCCGUUCAAGCAGAUGACGGAUGCUCUUCUGCAGGCUCUCGAUGCCAUGAAGACGCAGCGUGUAGUGCGUGACGCUGCCCGCUUUGCCUUCUCCCAGUUCGUGUCCGCCAUCGGCUCUACCAUCGCCGAGCUCGUCCCACGCUUCGUCACCAGCGUCGUCACGGAGUUCGAGCCGAGCGAGCUGGCCGACUUCCUCUCCUUCCUCUCGCUGCUCAUGCACCGUCUGAAGAAGAACACCUUCGAGACAAUGGACAUGCUGCUGCUCCCGCUGCUCAGCCGCAUCUUUGCCGUGCUCCAGAACCCGGUCACGGGCACGGACGAGGCCGUUAUCCACCAGCGCCUGCAGGAGGCGUACCUGAACUUCUUCACUGCGCUGAUGAACUCGAACCUCGAGGGUGUCUUCAUCACGGACCGCAAUAAGCCGGAGUUCGAGAACCUGCUCUCUGCGCUGAUGGACCUCGCGACCAACUCGGACGACUCGCUUUCUCAGCGCCUUGCCUUCAGCUUCUUCGCCAAGAGCAUUGUCGCGUGGGGCACGUCCAUGAAGGCCGUGCAGGAGCCGAGCGUCUUCGCCGACUCUGCCAUGUCGGCGCUGUCGCAGAAGGUUGCCGCCGGUCUCGCGCAGCCGACGAACCAGCACACGAUCAGCAAGGAGCAGCGCGCCGAGCGCGCCCUGCCAGGCUACGAGACGUUCGUGUACCAGCGCCUCGUCCCCAUUGUGUUCUCGGUCCCCGCCGACCCGAGCUUCAACAUUCGCGGCGCCCAGCCCGUGCUCUACGAGAUGGCCAUGGUGCUCCGCAACACGGUCCAGGCGCGCGGACAGGAGGGCAUCGACUUCCUCCUGAACGACAUGCUGCCCAAGAUCGGAUGCCCGCCCAACGUCGCCCAGACCCUCGUCGAGCACCUCCGCACCCAGCAGAGCAAGGACUUCCGCAAGACGUUCACCGACUUUAUCCGCGCCAUGCGCUCGUAA
Messenger RNA from Trichosporon asahii var. asahii CBS 2479, 3486 nucleotides. Its product is annotated as tRNA binding protein. The record is from RefSeq and is a predicted model, not a curated record. Gene Ontology annotation, cellular component: cytoplasm; nuclear matrix; nuclear pore. Gene Ontology annotation, biological process: tRNA re-export from nucleus. Bases 1 to 3486 code for a protein of 1161 amino acids. Gene Ontology annotation, molecular function: tRNA binding; small GTPase binding. The transcript has 4 exons. Lineage: Eukaryota; Fungi; Basidiomycota; Tremellomycetes; Trichosporonales; Trichosporonaceae.